Penicillium roqueforti is the source of this 1929-nucleotide messenger RNA. RefSeq names its product TFIIH subunit TFB1 family protein. Gene Ontology annotation, cellular component: transcription factor TFIIH core complex; transcription factor TFIIH holo complex. Lineage: Eukaryota; Fungi; Ascomycota; Eurotiomycetes; Eurotiales; Aspergillaceae. The transcript has 2 exons. The record is from RefSeq and is a predicted model, not a curated record. Bases 1 to 1929 code for a protein of 642 amino acids. Gene Ontology annotation, biological process: nucleotide-excision repair; transcription by RNA polymerase II; transcription by RNA polymerase I.
AUGUCACCUCCGAGCGGAGCGGCCUCUUACAAGAAGAAAGAUGGGACCCUAGCUAUAUCCGCCGAUGAGAAGUCGGUUUCAUGGAGUCCUGCGGUCGCAGGGGCCGGGAAUACGAUCACAAUCCCCGUGGUCAACAUCACUAAUCUACAACAGACCCCAGCCUCGAACCCGAAAGUGAUGCUCAAGAUCUUUUCCCAAGCCCCCGAUGCGCCUCCGAAUAGUACGCCCGAUCAAUAUGUCUUCCUGUUCACGGCUGGAGCAAACGCCCGCCCGCAGGCCGAUGUCAUCAAAGACACAUUGAGUGCUCGAGUCAAUGCGGUGAAGUCGGGCACGCCAUCCCAGACGCCGGGAGCAAGAGGUGCGUCUGAGGGACUGUCCGCGGCGAUGGCGAUUGCGAAUGCUGUGACGUCCGCCGGGACAUCGAAGAACCCCGUGGACGAGGAGAAUAGGCUUCGGUCCGACAUAGAACUGCAGCAGUCGCUAUUACGAUCUGAUUCGAAUCUGCAGCGGAUGUUUUUCGAGGGGUUGCAUACGAAACCGGAAGCGUUGUCGUCUGGAUCGUUUGUGUCGCAGUUUUGGUCAACACGACUGCAUUUACUGCGCGCGCACGCAAUCGAACAGGGCCAAAUCCGUGGCUCGUAUAAUGUGUUGUCUUCACUCAAGCCGCGAGUCGAGGAUAAUGUCACGCGGUUAAAUAUCAGCAAAGAGCAGAUCCAGCUCAUCUUCACGCAGCACGCACUGGUCAAACGCGUGUACGAUGAGAAUGUGCCUAAGCUCAGCGAACAACAGUUCUGGUCGCGGUUUUUCCAGAGUCGGCUGUUCAAGAAAUUGCGCGGAGAGCGGAUUACGGAGGCUGAUGCAACGGAUGCCGUGCUGGACAAAUAUCUCCGGACGGACGAGGCUGCUCAGCCGGACCGCGACACGAAUAUCCAUCACUUUUUGGAUCUGGCUGGCAAUGAAGUAAAUCACAGCGAGCGUAGCGGAAAUCGGCCUGAUCUAGAUAUGAGACCGUCUGGCCUCGACAAAGUACCUAUCAUCCGGACGCUGAACAGCUUGAGUGAAAAGAUCAUGGCCAACGUGGCUCCGAUUGACGGUGAUAUGAGUGCCCCGAUAGGCAUCAACGAAGAGGCAUGGAAAAGACUCCAGCUGCAGGAUCUUUGUAGCGAAGAACAUCAAAGUCCCAUCACUCUGAACAUUCGUGAUCAAAGUCGUUUCUUCACUCAUGGCCAAGAGGAGGAUAAGACCAAGCAAUUCGUGAAACAAGAUCCGGAGCAGCUUCUGCAGAUUCUCCGUACGGAGAUUAAUCAAAAUCUCCCAUCGCAGGGCAAUACACAACUAGGCAAGCUGGUGGACCCAGGCGAUGACGAAGACGAGGAGAUGGAGGAUGCACCUGCCAGCCGUCGCCCUGUCGGCUCAUCUGCUGCUCUCCACGAUGCAUUUUCCCAGAUCCUGGAAGCGUUGCGUGAGCGUCGUGCUCAGAUGAAGGAGCGAGCGACAUCAGAAACAUACGGGCUGUCGAUAGCGCUCUUUGACCGCUUGACGUUGACACACGCUACAACCACAGAGUUCCUGCACCAGUUCUGGCAGGCGUUUCUCUCAGGCAACCCCGACCGCGCUGGAGAGGUUGCGUCUUUAGCAGAGUCUCUCCAUCGAGCAAUGGAGCGUAUUAAGGCUGUUGCUAAUGACGCAGAGGCUGAGCGGAAGGUCGAAGUUGACCGGCUGAAGAAGCAGGCCCGUGACAUGUACGAGAGCACGGGGCGAAAAUUGCGAGUCAACUUAGAAGGCGUGGAGGGGGGCCAGAAGGUUGUGAACCAGCUUCUUGGUCCUACGCUCCAUGCACUGGAGGUUGCAUCGACUCGAUAUCAAAAAGAAUUGGCCGAACAAAAUAAAGAAGCGGCCAUGGCUGCUCAAGACACGGCGGGGACAUAG